AUGCCUGUUGGACAGUAUAUCGAGCGAGAGGCCAGUGGCUCUAAAUCCCAAUUUGCGCCAGGCCACAAAAUUCCUAUUCAACACUUGACAAAACCGGGUCUGCAAUCUGACAUGGGAGAGCCCAAGCCUGUGUCAACUCAUAUCCCCACCGAGGAUUAUGGCUAUCAGACCUACAAAGCCGCCGGAAAGCUCCAAGGAAAACAUGCAAUCAUCACUGGAGGUGAUUCUGGAAUAGGACGGGCAGUUGCAAUCCUAUUUGCAAUGGAGGGUGCGUCAAGUCUAAUCAUUUACUUGCCCGAAGAGGAGUCGGAUGCGCAAGUGACAAAGAAGAGAGUCGAAGAAUAUGGACAGCAGUGCCAUACUCUCGCUAUUGAUAUUCGCAAGAAGGAGAAUUGUCAAAAGAUCAUCAAUGUGGCCCUGGAAAAGAUGGGCAGCAUUGACAUUCUUGUGAACAAUGCGGCGUUCCAAGACAUGCUGAGCGAUAUCAGCGAGGUCGAUGAGUGA
Penicillium griseofulvum is the source of this 504-nucleotide messenger RNA. RefSeq names its product oxidoreductase, short-chain dehydrogenase/reductase family. Bases 1 to 504 code for a protein of 167 amino acids. The transcript is spliced from 2 exons. The record is from RefSeq and is a predicted model, not a curated record. NCBI's taxonomy places the organism in Eukaryota, Fungi, Ascomycota, Eurotiomycetes, Eurotiales, Aspergillaceae.